AUGACAGAAAAUAAAAGACUCGCUGCUGAAGACUUGAGUAAUGUAUGGAAAGAUAAUAAUAAUAAGCUUACAUCAGGAUUAAAAUUGGAUCUUGUUCAACAUUUAUUACAGCAACGUCAAUCACAAGAAUGGGUUGAUGCUAAACAACGUGUCAUUAAAAUAAUGAAACUUGAUCAAUUUGAUAAUUCACAAGAAAUUAAAAUACUUGAUAUUGGAUGUGGUUUAGGUAUUGAUUUAAUGUUAGUAGGUGAAGAAGCGACUCGUUUAGGUAAAACAGUUUCGAUUAUUGGUUUAGAACAAAAUUCUACAUUGAUUGAAGAAGCAAAAAAUUUAUAUGAAAAUCAAAAAGAUCAUUUAUCAUCGAGUGUAUCUAUUCAAAUUGUACGUGGUGAUAUUCUUCAAAUGGAAUUUAAUGAUGAAACUUUUGAUAUUGUUCGUUCUGAUAUAACACUUCAACAUGUUGAUCUUCCAAAAGCUUUGACUGAAAUAAAACGAGUAUUAAAAGUGAAUGGUCGAUUAAUAGCUUUAGAAGGUAGUGCUUCUAAUAUUUUUAGUCCUGAUGAAAUUAUGAUUAAAAUAUAUGAUACUGUUUUACCAAAUCGAAGGGAUGGUGGAACUGCUAUUCGUUUACAAUUUUUAUUGCCAAAAAUGAAUUUUGAACUAAAAGGUUCGAAUCCAACAGCAUUUCUACAAUCAGGACAAUUUUUAGCAAGUCAAGAUAAAGAUUGGAUUAAAAUGCGAGGAGUAUCAGAAAUGUUAAUUACAAAAGGUGUUUUAACUGAAGAAGAAAGUAAAGAUUUUCUAAAACGUUAUAUCGAAGCUUGUGAAACUAAUCAAAUAUUAUCAACUGCAAUUUUAUUUAUUAUUGAAGCAGCUAAAUGCAAAUAA
This is a messenger RNA of Adineta steineri, 888 nucleotides long. The record is from the annotation of a GenBank genome assembly. NCBI's taxonomy places the organism in Eukaryota, Metazoa, Rotifera, Eurotatoria, Adinetida, Adinetidae.